AUGCCCAGUCAAUCAAUUCCUUCAUCCCCGAAGAGGUUGUUGUUUGGGACAGCGACUAGGUCAUCGCCAAACAAGUCGCAAACCGUGGGGGCUCAUAAUGACAAGAAUACAAGGAAGCCCGAUCGGAUUGUGUACUACUCCGUUAAUGAAGACAAGAAAUACGAACCCAUCAACUUCAAGGGAUUCGAUUUGCUUGAGCCGUUCAGCCACAUCAAUCUUGGACAUGCACGUGGACCUGGUGGACUCCUAUACAUGGUGCUACACUACUUCCUAGAGAAAGGAUGUACGCAGUAUCUAACCUUCACCAAAAUCGGCUUUGAGAAUUUUGAAAAGGCAUGUGCUGAUGUAGCUGAUGCGAUCACACUACUGGGAGCUCGCCCAUCAAAGCCAAUCUUACUGCUCAGACCCGCAUCACAAUCAUCAGGAUCACCGAAAGAUGAUGACAAUGAAGUGGACAUGAAGAUCUUCGUAGCAACGACAACCGGUACAGCCGCUACAGCAACAGGCAGUUGUGUUCUGUCAGCGACCAAGCGAGCGAGAAACGUUGAAGAAGACAUUCCCGACGAUCACAGGCCAGCGAAGAAGACGGACGAAACUGAGCGAGCGAGCUUCAUUGAUAAGCUUCGAGAAAUUGUGGCCAGUGACGGCAAUCUCAAAGCUUCAAAUGAGAAUUUGAGGCGACAGUGCGCUUCCUGGGAAGCUACAGCAAAGUCUACAGAUGAAAAGCGGAAGAAAACCGAACAACAGCGACAUGCAGCUGAAGAGCAGCGCCGCGAGGCUUGA
Messenger RNA from Parastagonospora nodorum SN15, 783 nucleotides. RefSeq lists its product as hypothetical. Bases 1 to 783 code for a protein of 260 amino acids. The transcript has 3 exons. Lineage: Eukaryota; Fungi; Ascomycota; Dothideomycetes; Pleosporales; Phaeosphaeriaceae. The record is from RefSeq and is a predicted model, not a curated record.